Pichia kudriavzevii is the source of this 2034-nucleotide messenger RNA. RefSeq lists its product as uncharacterized. The coding region runs from base 1 to 2034 and encodes 677 amino acids. The record is from RefSeq and is a predicted model, not a curated record. Gene Ontology annotation, cellular component: extracellular region; cytosol; intracellular membrane-bounded organelle. Gene Ontology annotation, biological process: glycerophospholipid catabolic process. The transcript has a single exon. Gene Ontology annotation, molecular function: A2-type glycerophospholipase activity. NCBI's taxonomy places the organism in Eukaryota, Fungi, Ascomycota, Pichiomycetes, Pichiales, Pichiaceae.
AUGCUACAUUUACUUGGCGCAGCAACCGUUUUGGUUUCGGUUGUAUCUGCGUGGUCUCCAACAGACUCAUAUGCUCCAGGCAUUGUUGAAUGUCCUAGCUAUCUCAAUGACAAACAUAACUCUACCCGUGCAGGUUUCCUUCGUAGAGCAGACGGGAUUAGUGACGAAGAAUUCGAAUGGAUUCAGCAAAAAGAUGAAUUGACGUUUGAUCAUUUAAGAACUUUCCUUGAAGGCACCGGCUUAAAUGGGACAGAGUCGUUCUUGGAUGACAUUGCGUCCAACUCCUCGGCUAGAAUCCCAAGAAUCGGUCUAGCAUUCUCUGGUGGUGGGUACCGGGCCAUGUUGUGUGCUGCAGGUCAAAUUUCAGGUUUGGAUAACAGAACAAGAGGUGUAGAUGAACAUGGACUGCCCCUCUUGGAUUCCGUUUCGUAUAUUGCAGGGUUGUCAGGAGGUUCCUGGUUUGUUUCCAGUUUGGUUUAUAAUAACUGGACCUCAGUUCAAGAAAUCAUAGAUCAAAAUGGCCAAGAUGAUGCAAUCUGGAACUUAGAGCAUACCAUCAUUACCCCGCAUGGAGCUAACAUUAUUAAAGAUGCCGCUUACUGGAAAACCCUGGAUGACCAAAUUGACGAGAAAAGAGAUGCAGGUUUCAAUGCGUCAAUGACUGAUCCUUGGGGCAGAGGUUUAUCACACCAAUUCUUUCCAGGAUUGGAAGACUUUGGUGCUUCCAUGACUUUCACUAGUUUAAGAAAUUGGGAUGUUUUCACCGAGCAUGUUAUUCCAUUUCCAAUUGUUGUUGCUGACGGUAGAGCACCCGGUACCUAUAUUGUCAACUUGAAUUCCACUGUUUUCGAAUUUAAUCCUUUUGAAAUGGGUUCUUGGGAUACCUAUCUAGAAACAUUUGUUGAUUUACAUUAUGUUGGUACUACAAUGGAUGGCGGUAAGGCUGCCGGCAAUGGAUCAUGCUGGUCCGGGUUGGAUAACACUGGGUUUGUUUUCGGUACCUCCUCGACUCUCUUCAACCAGUUCUUGUUACAAAUCAACUCUACGGGUAUUUCUGGUGUUGCAUAUGAUGCGGCUGAGGCGGUCUUGAAGAAAUUGUCAAAAAAAGAAAAUGAUAUUGCCCCAUGGUUCCCAAAUCCGUUCUACAACUCUCCUUGGGGUAGCGCCAAAAACAUGAUUUCUGAUCAUGACUUGAAUUUGGUGGAUGGUGGUGAAGAUAAUCAAAAUGUCCCACUCUCACCGCUCCUUGUUGAAGACAGGGGAGUUGAUGUUAUUUUCUCCUUUGAUAAUUCAGCAGAUACUGAUUUUUCAUGGCCAAAUGGUAGCUCUUUAGUUAACACAUAUGAAAGACAGUUUGUAAAUGCUUCAGCAAACUUUGCUUUCCCAUAUGUUCCAAGUACGGAUACUUUCUUGCACAAUAACUUAACGGCUAAGCCAACAUUCUUUGGCUGUUAUGCUUCCAACUUGACUGACUUGAUGAAAGAAGUUGAUACCGAGUACGUCCCGCCAUUGGUUAUCUAUAUUGCCAACCGUCCAUGGACGUACAGCUCCAACACUUCUACCUUUAAGUUAUCAUACGACGAUGAUGAGAAGUUGGCAAUGAUUGAAAAUGGAUUUGCUGUGUCUACAUUUAAUAACUUAACUAUCGAUAAAGAUUUUAAGAAAUGUAUUGGCUGUGCGAUUUUGCAAAGAUCAAAGGAAAGACAAGGUGUUCCAAUUGGCGAUGAGUGUAAGGCCUGUUUUGACGAGUAUUGCUGGGACGGAUCAACCUACACUUACGAAGAUGAUUCUUAUCCUGAUGCUUUCACUGAUACUGGUGUCUAUAAUUCUAGUGUCAAUCAAGCCAACCCACAAGAAGUUCAAGAUGUGAAGACUUCUACUGACUCGACUGCUACUGAGUCAACUUCUGCUAUGUCAACAGGUACUGUUUCUUCAAUCAGUUCGACUCAUAAGAAUGAUGCAGGCGUGGUCCAAAAUGUUUCUCCAUGGGUCCACUUGUUGACCACGAUUCUAGGUUACUGCGCAUUCUUGUAG